AUGAAUUUUAAAAAGCUCCUGCCUUGUUGGAACAAGGACAAGGCUGCUCAGGCGGAGCAGGAGCCGGCCACUGAGCCGGAGAUCAAGCAGAGCGAGGAAAACGCCCCAACUCUUAAAAACUCGAAAAUCUCGAACUCACAGUCAAACGCCAGCUCGGUCGAUGACGAGCCAGAUGAAGAGGAGCUUGAAAUGCUGAGAAAAUACCAAGCGAGAACUGGUGGUGGGCGAAAGUCCGUCGCUGCCGAACGAUACAAUCCCGACGAAGACGACGAUGAGCCACUCAAGGUCGUGCCAAAGACAGACUCUCAGCGCGAGCGAUUAAAAGAAGUUUCCAACAAAAUUAUGCUCUUGAAUAGACUAGAUGAGGAACAACUGACGAACGUUAUCAACGCAAUGGAAGAACGUAAAAUCAACGUCGACGACAUCGUCAUCCAACAGGGCGCCGACGGCGACAACUUUUACGUGAUCGACAGUGGAAAAUACGAUGUUUAUAUUAAUAAAGAAAACGGGCCGGAGCAAGUGUUUACGUAUAACGACUCUGGUUUCUUCGGCGAGCUUGCUCUGAUGUACAACACCCCGCGAGCUGCAACUGUCAAGUGUAGCAAAGCUGGAGUCAUUUGGAGUCUUGAUCGAAAAACAUUCCGUCAGAUCAUCGUCAAAGCAAAUGCCAAGAAGCGAUCACAGUACGAGGCCUUCCUUCAAACAGUCGAAAUUCUGCAAAACCUUGAUGAAAAUGAGAUCUCGAAAGUGGCCGACGUCAUGGAAGAAAAGAAAUACAAAUCUGGAGAAGCAAUUAUCAGACAGGGAGACGAAAUCGAUGCUGGCUCCUUUGUCUACUUCCUCAUCUCUGGAACUUGUAAAAUCCAUCUCAACAUCGAUGGAGAGGAAAAGGUGCUUGACAAAGUUCUCCAAUCCGGCCAAUGCUUUGGCGAAGUGGCACUCAUCACAAAGGCUCCUCGAAACGCGACGAUCAUUGCCUCCGAAGAUGUCAAAUGCGGAGUUUUGGAUGUAUCUGCUUUUGAACGACUGCUUGGCCCUUGCAAAGAAAUCAUGAACCGAAACAUCGACAAGUACGAAGAAGAGCUUGCGGCGCUGAAGGAACUCAAGAUCAGCGACUAA
Molecule: messenger RNA, 1119 nt
Organism: Oikopleura dioica
Lineage: Eukaryota; Metazoa; Chordata; Appendicularia; Copelata; Oikopleuridae
Source: the annotation of a GenBank genome assembly